UCUUUGCUCCAUCAGGAAUGACACUUGUUCUUGGGAAUAUUCUUUAGAAAAAGGGCCAAAACUACUACAUGGUCUUCUGAAACUGGAGCAUAAAUUCUCUUACCCUCUGUUUGUCUGGAUCUGGGAACCUGCGCUUGGUAUUAGCUAGUGGAAGCAGUAUGUAUGGCCGAAGUGCAUUGCUGCAGCUGGUAGCAUGAGUGGUGGCCACCAGCUGCAGCUGGCUGCCCUCUGGCCCUGGCUGCUGAUGGCUACCUUGCAGGCAGGCUUUGGACGCACAGGACUGGUACUGGCAGCAGCGGUGGAGUCUGAAAGAUCUGCAGAGCAGAAAGCUAUUAUCAGAGUGAUCCCCUUGAAAAUGGACCCCACAGGAAAACUGAACCUCACUUUGGAGGGUGUGUUUGCUGGUGUUGCUGAAAUAACUCCAGCAGAAGGAAAAUUAAUGCAGUCCCAUCCUCUGUACCUGUGCAACGCCAGUGACGAUGACAAUCUGGAACCUGGAUUCAUCAGCAUCGUCAAGCUGGAAAGCCCCCGGCGGGCCCCCCGCCCCUGCCUGUCACUGGCUAGCAAGGCCCGAAUGGCAGGUGAGCGAGGAGCCAGUGCUGUCCUCUUUGACAUCACUGAGGAUCGAGCUGCUGCUGAGCAGCUGCAGCAACCCUUGGGGCUGACUUGGCCAGUGGUGUUGAUCUGGGGCAAUGAUGCUGAGAAGCUAAUGGAAUUUGUGUACAAGAACCGAAAGGCCCAUGUGAGGAUUGAGCUGAAGGAAUCCCCAUCCUGGCCAGAUUACGAUGUAUGGAUCCUCCUGACUGUGGUGGGCACUAUUUUUGUGGUCAUCCUGGCUUCGGUGCUGCGCAUUCGGUGCCGUCCCCGCCACAGCAGGCCGGAGCCCCUUCAGCAACGAACAGCCUGGGCCAUCAGCCAGCUGGCCACCAGAAGGUACCGGGCCAGCUGCAGGAAGACCCAUAGUGAAUGGCCAGACUCAGGUAGCAGCUGCAGUUCAGCCCCCAUGUGUGCCAUCUGCCUGGAAGAGUUCUCUGAGGGACAGGAGCUACGAGUCAUUUCCUGCCUGCAUGAGUUCCACCGCACCUGUGUAGACCCCUGGCUACAGCAGCGUCAGACGUGCCCUCUCUGCAUGUUCAACAUCGUAGAAGGCGAUUCGUUUUCCCAGGCCUUGGGACCCUCUCGAUCUUACCAGGAACCAGGUCAGAGGCUCCACCUCAUUCGCCAGCAUCCCGGUCACGCCCACUAUCACUUUCCUGCUGCCUACCUGCUGGGCCCUUCUCGGAGCUCUGCGGUUCAGCCCACACGACCUGGUCCCUUGCUGCCAUCCCAGGAGUCAGGCAUGGGUCCCCGGCACCAGCGCCUCCCCAGAGCAGCCCACCCCCGGCCUCUGGUAGAACAGCAGCGCCUGUCAAUAGCCCAGCGACCCUAUGCACAGGGCUGGGGGCUAAGCCGGCUCAGAUGUACCCCACAGCACCCUGCGGCUUGCCCAGGGCCCCCACGCAGGGCCAGGCCUCACGACAGCAGCGGGUCUGGGGAAAGCUACUGCACAGAACGAAGCGGCUACCUGGCAGAUGGUCCAGCCAGCGACUCCAGCUCAGGGCCCUGUCAUGGCUCCUCCAGUGACUCCGUGGUCAACUGCACAGAUGUCAGCCUGCAGGGCAUCCAUGGCAGCAGCUCUACCUUCCGCAGCUCCCUCAGCAGUGACUUUGACCCUUUGGUCUACUGCAGCCCUGAAGGGGAGCCCCAGAGGGGAGAGACACACCACGUUAGUGUGGCCACUCGUCCCCGUUCCUUGGAUUCAGUGGUGCCCAUAGGGGAAACCCAGGUCUCCAGCCACAUCCAUUACCACCGGCACCGGCACCGGCACCACCACUACAAAAAGCGCUUCCAAUGGCAUGGCAGGAAGUCUGGCCCAGAAACUGGCCAGCCCCAGUCCAGGCCUGGUGUUCCUCAGACACAGCUCCAACCAGAGCCACCUUCUGGUGAGCAAGUCACCAGAUCCAACUCACCAGCCCCUUCAGGGCAGUUCCUCAACCCACAAUGGCCUAAAACCAUCACAGAGUCAGCCCCUGGCCCAGCUGAAACCUCUGUUCCCAACAGCCUUUACAGCUUGCAGAAAUCCAGCCUCCCAGCCCGACACCCACAGAGGAAACGGCGGGGGGUUCCCUCAGGGCCUACCCCAGUCUUUCAGCCCCAAGACUUGACUGAGCACCCAGCUUGCCAGGUGUGUCCCCACUAUGACCCAAGCCUGGCAUACCCUUGGUCCCCAGAAGCCCACCCAUUGAUCUUCGGACCAUCGGGCCUGGAAAGGAGGCUUCUACUAGAACCCCCGGGCCCCUGUUACUCAAGUGCACAGCCAGUAUGGUUGUGCCUGACUUCACGCCAGUCCCUGGGACCACAUCCACCUGAGGAGGGGCCUUCUGAACGAAGUCCUGGCAGUACAGAGGGCAGGCCAUGCCCUUACCCACACUUCCAGGUGCUGCCAGCCCAGCCUGGCUCAGAGGAAGAGCUUGAAGAAUUGUGUGAACAGGCCGUGUGAAAUGGUCAGACCUGGGUCCAACCCACUGCUCUGGAUGACUCAGGGCCCUACCAGGCAGAAUCCUGCUCCUAGGAGAAGAGAGGACCUCAGCAAACAACCCUCUUUUUGCCAUACUUCCUGCAGCCAGUGGGAGAGGAAAGGUUAUAGUGG
Chrysochloris asiatica (Cape golden mole) is the source of this 2689-nucleotide messenger RNA. It is a transcript of the gene RNF43, whose product is annotated as ring finger protein 43. The transcript is spliced from 9 exons. Gene Ontology annotation, biological process: ubiquitin-dependent protein catabolic process; Wnt receptor catabolic process. Lineage: Eukaryota; Metazoa; Chordata; Mammalia; Afrosoricida; Chrysochloridae. Gene Ontology annotation, molecular function: ubiquitin protein ligase activity; frizzled binding. The coding region runs from base 194 to 2539 and encodes 781 amino acids. The record is from RefSeq and is a predicted model, not a curated record.